UGUACUGUGUGGGUAUUACUCAUGGGUACCCGAAACCCACGGCUAUGGGGAUGGGUUUGCAAAACCUUUCCCGCAUGGGUAUGGGGCGAGUAUGGGUUCGGAUAUUCGAAAGCGUGGAUGGGGAUGGUUUAGGCAAAUCUUCCCAAACCCGCCUCAUUGCUAUCCGAUCACAUUCUUCCGUGCAGAUUAUUUUAAUGGUUAGCACGUGUCAAUAACCACCCCAUCACAGGCCAAGUUUAACCUAAAAUGGCAUUGUCAUAUGGCAAUCAAUGUCGUAUUCACUAAGGUCCUGGUACCCUAGCCUACUUCCCACGUUGUUGUUAUCUAGCCAAUCAGUUUGAAGGUUGUGUUGGAGGACUUGAGCGAACUAACUAGUUAAGAGAUCGAAUAAGGAUAAAAGUAGGUACUUCGGGGAACUAUCCAUCACCCUAGUCCAGGACUUCUAUUUAAUGACUAGAUAAUUAGGGUUUGUCGAAUGUGGUGAGUGAGCUCUUUUCUGUGGGCUUUCGUGGUUAUCCACAUGCCUCUUAUUACGCCUCCCCUAAACCCAUGUAAGUCACCUCGAUCUAGGCUAUCGUAUAUAGGGAAUUAAGACCAUUGCUCAUUUCAAUGGGUACUGCCCACCGUCCACAUCGAGGUUUCAUCCCGGGUUCUAUCUAGGAAGGCUUACCUACGGUAGGGAUUCGGUCGCCCCGGCCACCAUAGGUCCCUAUUCAUACAUCUAACCUCAAUUUGCUUGAUGGCGCAUAACCGUCUAACCCUAAAACUCCAUACCCAGCUUAGAAUCUCAAGUAGGCUAGUAGAGAAGAUUAUGGCUACUUACCCAAGCACAAUCAAAUCUAGAAUAGCAUUAAAAUCAACUAGAUAAACACAUUCAUUCAUUAAAAUCCUACAAUAUCCAUUCAUUACAUAAUAACCCUAGAACUAGGGAAAAUGGUGUGCUAGGAUUCAUAAUUGUUCACCUAUUGAGUAGCAUGACAUGAGAUCAUAGUCAGGUAUGGGUUUGGAUAUUUGAAAGCAUGUGGAUGAAGAUGGUUUAGGAAAAUCUGCCCCAAACCCGCCUCAUUGCCAUCCCUAUAUGGAUGAGUUUUAUAUUAUUACUUAUAGGCCCGUUUGUUAAUGUAUUGUGUCCGAGUUUAGAUUAUAUGCAAUUGGGUGAAUUUAUGAGUUGACAAACUAACUAGUAGAAAAUAUCCAACUGCGUAGAAUAUGUGGACAUUUACUGAACACGUUAUGCUGAAAAUACUUGUCAAUCCUGCUAUUCUAAGCUCUUUGUGUCUAUUUCAUACCAUACAAUGCCUUCUUCAGUUUCAACACUUUAUCUUCUUGGCCUUCAAUGACAUAUUCAAGAGGUUGUUCCACAUAGAUAUCUUCCUCGAGAUAUCCAUUAGAAAAGCUGACUUCACAUCCAUCUGAUGUAUUUUCCAUCCAUUUUGAGCAACGAGAGAUAUCACCAUUCUAAUAGUCUCCAUUCUUGUUCAACCACCCAAGCAGGAUACAGGAGAAGAACUCCCGACGUGGGGACCCGAGAAGGAUGGGAGGUUUAGGGUGAGCUCGGCCUAUACCAUUGCUACCCGUGAUGACAGAGAGCAAUGUGGUCUCACCUGGCACAAAAUCUGGAGGUGGCGACGGUCGGCCUCGGUCAAUCACUUCCUAUGUAUGGCGGUUAGGGAGCGUCUUCUCACAAACCAGGAACGGGCGCGACUUCACAUAGCUACUUCACCUAAGUGCAACCGCUGCAUUGACCAACCCGAGAUGAUCCUACAUGUGUUGCGGGAUUAUCCUUUUUCCAGGUUCUCUUAAAAAUUUUGUCCGGUUAAUCGCUAACGUCAAAUCUCUUGCUAAUUUGGCAUGAUAGUACUCUACAAUCAUGAGACAAGAUUGAAUUUGUUGUACUGUUCAUUUCACCAUCUUUUGAUGUGUUAAUAAAUUUGUCAUGGUUGUAGGCCAAUCUAGAGGUUAUCUCACAGGUAUUUUUAGAGGUCUAACAUCAAUAUCGUUUUAUUCUCCUCCCCAUAAUGGAAUGGUAAUAUUUGAAUUAUGUCCCAAGAAUAUGUUUCCAUAGCAAGAAAUGCAAUAAGACUCUACAAAUGAAUCAAUUCAUCGCUUGGAGGAGCCAUUAAAUUGGUAGUUUUCCUACUACUGAACCAUAUGAGAAUAAUUUAUCUUUUAAAUUAAUUACCAGUAAGAUAAGUAUAUUAACUAUUACUAGUGUAAGUAGUUCUUUUAUUUCAAGUACCUGAUUCGGGCCUAAUUGUACAUGUUUUGUCCGUGUUUUACUAAGGUGUUUGUGCCAAUUUCACUCCUAAAAGGUUGGUUUUACGUUAGGUUCCUCGUGUUUUAGUGCGUUUCAGGAUUCAACAGGUGAAACCAGCCUCAGAGUCGAAAGUUGGGGGAAAAGGAUUGUGUAUAAUUAGAUUGCUUAACAUCCUUAGGUUUGUGCAUUUAGGUUCUUAGCAACAUAAGGAUUGUGCAUAAUUCUGCUUAGCACCCCUAGGUUCGUGCAUGUUGGUGCUAGCAAUCUAAUUAGCCACCUAAUCUAGGUUAAGUUAGGGCAACCCUCAAUAUCGAGUUAAGCAAAUCUGUUAAUCGCGAUAAAGCCAUCCGACCUUAGAGUUGAAUGAGGGAGUAAGUCAACUACCGAUUGUCUAAACCGAGAGGGUCGAGUGACACGACCUCUCAUGCUUACCUCAGUUUAGCAAUUGAGAUUGUGGUCUCCGACCAUAUAUGCAUCCCUCGGCGGUUCACAAUUACCGUGCCCAAAGCAAUUGUUCCAAUGAACAUAUCAUGGUAGCAGUUAGGGGGAAGCGGCACCCUAGUGAUCCUUCCACAAAAGAGUUUUCAUAACCAAUUACCUUUGCUUUCUUUCAUUUCAAUUAGCAAACCUUUAAACCAAAACUUUGUUGCUAGAUAAUGAUUUCAACAACCGAAGUAGGGGUAGGCUGAUCGACCCGGGUUGAUAUCUAAAUACUUGCCCUAUACUGCACCCGACUAGAGUUUAAAAACUUGGCUCUAGUUGAGAUUUUAUUGUGGUUUAGUUUCGACCGAGUCAGUACCAUAUCUGGUGUUUAAUUCCUUACACGUUUGAUCUUAAUUUGAUGCUAGAUUUGAUGAAUCUGUCUAUGGUGAUUGCUUAGAUGUUUCUUUGUGAACUUAUAUAUUUAUCAAAAGUUACAUUAUUGUUGUUUGUGAGUGACUAAUAAUAAAUUUUCCAUCAAAACUUGGUAUAGCUAGAUUGGUUAGAGUGCUUGCUACUUUGAAACAUGGAAUUUGGUGUACACAUUUAGUUAGUUGUGAUACCAAGUACACAUGAUACAUCCUAACCGAUGGAAUCAAGUACAAAAGUUACUCAGGCAGAUAAGCUGUGACUAGUAAUGGUCUUUAUAAUAUGCAGUUAUAAAAUCUCUCAAACUCUGCACUUCAAAAGUUCUAUUUAAACAACUCAAUCCAAUGUGAUACUGAGCAGUGUAGUAAAUAUAUCCGGAUAGCAUUAUGUUCCCCAAAGUGCGAUAAGAUGAAGGAUACCUAAGUUUCCCGAGGACAAUACCAGCCUAAUUGGCUCUCUCAAGAGUUCAUAAAAAUUAACUUAAAUGAUAAAUCCGAUAUAUUUGUCAACUAAAUGGUUAAAUGAGAUAGAGUGCUACGUAUAAAUAUAAGUGGGGAGCUAGAAACGAAUUUAGUGGCCAUAUUAGGUGACAUUUGAGUUAAUUUACUUUUGUGGUGAGUGUAUCAUUGACAAACAAAACACACAUUAUUAUCAGUGUGAAUGACGAAAAAAAUUAUAUAACCAUCAAAUUCUCCGGUCAACAAGUCGGGCCUUGUACUAGUACUUGCUUACUGGCUAGCUACGUUAAUGUUUCAUUUCCUUCGUUGAUCGAUCCAUGGUUGGCCACUGGAUCCAUACACAAAAACGUUGAUUUUAGGAAUUCUUCCAAAUUCUCCGGCCUAGAAUUUACUGGCUAGCUACGUUAAGUUUUCUUUAUUUGUUGAUCCAGUACUUGAGCGAUUCAAUCUUAUUCUAGGCCGAACCAGACCAUACCCACUCCCACAUAGAAAAGUGGUCUCUUUAAAAGCAAGUUAUAGACUUAUAGCUAUCACAAACAUAAACGAGAAGAAAAAUCCCACAACGUUUUGAUCUUAGCAUUAUAAAAUAUAAACAGUUUAUCAAAGGCAAAGAAGAUAGUUCCUUUUAGGAGUUAAUUGCAUGAUUGGUCACUGAAAUUAUAAAAAACGUUCUUGUUUGGUCACUAGAAAUAUUUAAUUCAUUUCUUGGUCAUUAACUUUACAUUUUCUUUUCAUCAUUGGUCACUCUUCGUCCAACUCCGUUAAGUUUGUCCUACGAGGCAGUCAACUCUAUUAGUUGACUGUUAAAUGAAUGAUGUGGCAAAUAAAAAAAUAUAAUAAUUUCCACCUCGGUGCACACAAGUACAUGUUCUGACCGUAGUAAUUCUUACUAUUCUCACCGUCGUCGCCAACGAUCACGAUCGCAGUGGACCAGCUCCAGCUUCUCCACAUUCGGCAUCGACCAGCGCUCCGGGUAGGAAUACACCGCCACGGUUCGGGUCGAGGUGGGGAUCACGCAGCUGCGGAGGCGGAGGGAGGUCAGGUUGGGAGAUUCGAGUACUCGACGAUCAGUUUGUGGAGGUCGAAUUUGGCGGAGAUUUUGAGGUGUUUGACGGUUGCACAGAGGGAGGUGAAUUUUUGGGGGGAAUUGAUUAAUUGCGGUGGUUAGGGUUAGGUCGGUGAAGCGGAAUGUUCGGGCGCGGUGGGUUGAGCUGUAGGAGUAGAUCCGGUCGAAGCGAUCAGUUAAUUCAGGGUCGGUGGGCGGCGAGUGAGAGGGUGAAGAGGUCGGCGGAAUCGGGGUCGCGGAGGAUGAGGAUCUUUUUGACGAAGAGGCGGAAGCGGUUGGCGUCGGCCGGAAGGGUUGGAAGUGGAGGGAAGUGCACCAGCAGGUGGAGAUCGAGGAAGGUGGUUUGGACGGCGACUCGGGUGUCGUACUGCUCCGCGAUCUUGGAUUUGUGUCGUAGAUGAUGCUGCUUCCUAUGCUGCUGUAGGGGCACUAUUAAUGCAAGUAUGCUUUGCUUCUGGGUACAUGAAGUUGAUGCAGUGCAAUUGGUGAUUUUGUCAAGCUCGGGCCUAAUUGCUACACUGUUUAACCUAAAUUCACAUGAAAGCAGAGGAUAUGGUGGUGUUUUUAGGGGAGGUGGCUAACGUUGGCGCAGGUGGAAAUUAUCAAAAAUUUAUUUUUUAUUUGCCACAUCUCUCAUUUAAAAGUCAACUAAUAGAGUUGACUGUCAGUCUGCCACGCAGGACAAACUUAACGGAGUUGGACGGAGAGUGACCAAUGAUGAAAUGAAAAUGUAAAGUUAAU
This is a messenger RNA of Linum trigynum, 5371 nucleotides long. The record is from the annotation of a GenBank genome assembly. Lineage: Eukaryota; Viridiplantae; Streptophyta; Magnoliopsida; Malpighiales; Linaceae.